GAAAAUAAGAAUCUCCUUGGAUUGGAGUCCUCCGGGGUAGGGAGUGAAAGCCCCGGAGGCAGAAAGGGACGAGAAGAGGGGCUUGCCCAGAGCAUGGAUAGGAAGGGAGCAGAGGUUCUCCAGGGCUCGGCGCGCACGCAGGGUCUGUGCCCGGGGCUGCAGCUGCGGACGAGAAAAGCGCUGUCUGGCUAAUGAAGGCUACCUGGGUCAGGCUUCUGAAAAGAGCCAAGGGAGGAAGGCUGAAGAAUUCGGAUAUCUGUGGUUCGGCAGACUCCUACACCAGCCGUCCAUCUGAUUCAGAUGUUUCUUUGGAGGAAGAUCGGGAGGCAGUGCGCAGAGAAGCAGAGCGACAGGCCCAGGCACAGUUGGAAAAAUCAAAGACAAAGCCCGUUGCAUUUGCAGUUCGGACAAAUGUCAGCUAUAGCGCAGCCCAUGAAGAUGAUGUUCCAGUGCCAGGCAUGGCCAUCUCAUUCGAAGCAAAAGAUUUUCUGCAUGUUAAGGAAAAAUUUAACAAUGACUGGUGGAUAGGGCGAUUGGUUAAAGAAGGCUGUGAAAUCGGAUUCAUUCCAAGCCCAGUCAAGCUAGAAAAUAUGAGGCUACAGCAUGAACAGAGAGCCAAGCAAGGGAAAUUCUACUCCAGUAAAUCAGGAGGAAAUUCAUCAUCCAGUUUGGGUGACAUAGUACCUAGUUCCAGAAAAUCUACACCUCCAUCAUCUGCUAUAGACAUAGAUGCUACUGGCUUAGAUGCAGAAGAAACUGAUAUUCCAGCAAACCACCGCUCCCCUAAACCCAGUGCAAACAGUGUAACGUCACCCCACUCCAAAGAGAAAAGAAUGCCCUUCUUUAAGAAGACAGAGCACACUCCUCCUUAUGACGUGGUACCUUCCAUGCGACCAGUGGUCCUGGUGGGCCCUUCUCUGAAGGGGUAUGAGGUCACAGAUAUGAUGCAAAAAGCGUUGUUUGAUUUUUUAAAACACAGAUUUGAAGGGCGGAUAUCCAUCACAAGGGUCACCGCUGACAUCUCGCUGGCCAAACGCUCUGUGUUGAACAAUCCCAGUAAGCACGCAAUCAUAGAAAGAUCCAACACAAGGUCAAGCUUAGCGGAAGUUCAGAGUGAAAUUGAAAGGAUUUUUGAACUUGCAAGAACACUGCAACUGGUAGUCCUUGACGCAGAUACUAUUAAUCAUCCAGCUCAACUUAGCAAAACCUCUUUGGCCCCUAUUAUAGUAUAUGUAAAGAUUUCUUCUCCUAAGGUUUUACAAAGGUUAAUAAAAUCUCGAGGGAAAUCUCAAGCUAAACACCUCAAUGUCCAAAUGGUAGCAGCUGAUAAAUUGGCUCAGUGUCCUCCAGAGUUGUUUGAUGUGAUCUUGGAUGAGAACCAGCUCGAGGAUGCCUGUGAGCACCUUGCCGACUAUCUGGAGGCCUACUGGAAGGCCACCCACCCUCCCAGCAGCAGUCUCCCCAACCCUCUCCUUAGCCGCACGCUAGCCACUUCAACUCUGCCUGUUAGCCCCGCUCUAGCCUCUAAUUCACAGGGUUCUCAAGGUGAUCAGAGGACUGAUCGCUCUGCCCGUUCUGCUUCCCAAGCUGAAGAAGAACCCUGCCUGGAACCAGUCAAGAAAUCCCAGCACCGUUCUUCCUCCUCAGCCCAGCACCACAACCAUCGCAGUGGUACAAGUCGAGGCCUCUCCAGGCAAGAGACGUUUGACUCGGAGACUCAGGAGAGUCGAGACUCUGCCUACGUGGAGCCAAAGGAAGAUUACUCCCACGAACACGUGGACCACUAUGCCCCACACCGUGACCAUAACCACAGAGAUGAGGCCCACGGGAGCAAUGAGCACAGACACAGGGAGUCUCGGCACCGUGCCAGGGACCUGGAUCGAGAGCAGGACCACAACGAGUGCAACAAACAACGAAGCCGCCAUAAAUCCAAGGAUCGCUAUUGUGACAAGGAUGGAGAAGGAAUAUCCAAAAAACGGAACGAGGCUGGGGAGUGGAGUAGGGAUGUUUACAUCCGCCAAUGACUUUGGCCCUUUUGUGUUUGCUUUUUUUUAAAUCUUGUAUAACAGCACCCUCAACGUAAAUCUUU
Diceros bicornis minor is the source of this 2089-nucleotide messenger RNA. It is a transcript of the gene CACNB2, whose product is annotated as calcium voltage-gated channel auxiliary subunit beta 2. The coding region runs from base 192 to 2024 and encodes 610 amino acids. The transcript has 13 exons. Gene Ontology annotation, biological process: chemical synaptic transmission; calcium ion transmembrane transport; neuromuscular junction development. The record is from RefSeq and is a predicted model, not a curated record. Gene Ontology annotation, cellular component: voltage-gated calcium channel complex. Gene Ontology annotation, molecular function: high voltage-gated calcium channel activity; protein binding. Lineage: Eukaryota; Metazoa; Chordata; Mammalia; Perissodactyla; Rhinocerotidae.